AUGCUAGACAAGGGAAGGGAGGAUGCGAUUUUGCAGAGCGCCCUUCAAAUAUGCCUGAGGAGGGAGGAGGCGAGCAGCGCCAAGGUGCACCUGGAGUCGUACGCAAAGGAAUUGAGCGAAGCGAGCACAGAGAAGAGGCCAGCCUUUCUACAGAUCGAAAACUUAUAUUUUAUCCUCCUACACAAAAUAGCGUACCUACAUAAGCAGAAGAAGAACUGCCUGACGUACUUGUGUUCCUGUUCGGCGAGGCUGUCGGAUCGAAGUCUCUUCAAACAUGUGCUGCUGGAGAGGAAGCAGCUGGAUGACGUAACGAAUGAGAUAAGCAACCAGAUUGUUAAUAGUGUUAUUAUUUAUUUGGAGAAUCUUGAUGUGUACCCAGAGGUGAGGAUCCCAGCGAAGGAACGGGUUCAGACCCUCUAUGAAUUCCUCAAAGAUUCAUGUACCUCUCGUUUUUUAAAAAAGAUCCUAAUGGUGAUAGAAGAAAAUGAUAAGAGUGAAGAGAGAGAGGAGGACAAACAGCUUAACAAGUUUUUCACUCCCAUUGUGAAUCUCAUUUUCGAAAAUUUGGGGGGAAGAAACCUCGUGUAUCCGAAGAAUGACGUGGCUGUGCUGUUGAAGUUCCUCACGAGCUUUAAGCAGCUUGCGGAGCUGGUCAUUCGUAGCAAAUCGAUUUUUCUGCACCUCAACUUGAGGGACAAGACAAGGGACUGCGCGGCGGGGGGAGGCGGAACUGCUUCGGGCGGCGGCGGAACCGCUUCAAGCGGCGUAACUGCUUCAAGCGACGGUGCGGCCGCUUCCGCUUCCGCUUCCCCCUCCCCGCAUGGUUGGUUCGACGCCGAGAAGCCGUGCAGCAAGGACAAGGAGAUAAACGCGUGCGGGUACAACCUGCAGCUGAACAGCCUGCUGGGGAGGCUACUCUCCCCCACAGUUAUAACCAUGCCGAAUGUAACGAACAAGGAGGAGAUUGCCAUGUACAAAUAUUUCUACAAUAGUGCAACCAACUCGCUGAACAAAAUGACGCUGGGCGCUUUGAAAAGCACAUACGUUAUGUUGAGGAGAGACACCGACUGGAUUUUGGAGAAUUGCGUGGAGACGAUUAAAAAUUUGCUUAAAGGAGGUGUGGAGAGCAAGAAGAGAGUCCUCUUGUGGCUAGCUUGCAUUAUCAUUUCGAAUGAGAAGAAGACGAAAAUUAUGUACCACUAUUCGACGUACCCACAAUCGUUAGAUGCAUCUUACGGAUUGUUUUUAAAAUUAUUAGGAGAGAAUUCGUACGGCUUUUGCCUGAACAUGUUUUGGGUUCUACUCUGCCUCUGUGAACCCAUCACCAUGAACAAGAUCAGCGAUUUUGACUUUUUUUUUUUUCUAAGAGAUGACCCUUUUUCCAAAUUUAUUUUAAAAAAUAUAACCAACCAAUCUUCCUUUGAAGAAAAAUCUAAUGUAGAAAAAAUAAAAGAGAAAGUAAAAAAUGAACAGUCUUUCCAGAAGGAGCCUAAAUUUAUAACAUCCAUUUUUUGGGUCACUUUCAAAUCUCUCAGUGUCUUCUUCAAACCAGCCAUCGAUGAGUUUAUUAGAAUAGUUCAAGAGGUUCCAAAUGCAAAGGAUAAGAAUAUUUACUAUAUGAAUAUACACACGUGGAAAAUCUUUUUAUAUAGCUCUCGUUUCAUUCAAUUGUUAUUUAAAUUUUUGCAUCUGAGCAUGGCAUAUUUUUUGCAUGUGGCUUAUCUGUUUGAUAUGGAAGGGAAUGCCUGCUUGGAUAUGAUGAACCUUCUGAGUGAGCACAGUGGGAGCUUCACCCACUUGGUGCUGAGGUCUUGUCCCCCUCCCAAUGAGCGGAAUUACGUCAGGAGGGGCCGGACGUUCGGCAGCCUCUCCUUUUCCGCGAAUCUCCCCGGGGGGGGCGCGGAGAAGAGGGACGAAGAGGAGCCCCCAGUGGAAGUGCCCCAAGGAGUGCCGCAAGAUGUACCGCAAGACGUACCACAAGACGCACCGCAAGACGUACCACAAGACGCACCGCAAGACGCACCGCAAGACGCACCGCAAGACGUACCGCCCAUGGAGGUGCCCCAAAACGUGGGCGAGGCGCAGAGCCGCGGGGGGAGCGACCACCUGUUCGCGUCCCCCCAGUUCUCUAUCAUCCCCACCUUCUUCCUGAACGAUAUUUUUGACAUAAUCUACCUGCUGUACGAGCUGGACACUUUUAAAAGCCCGGGGAAUGAAAACUUCCUGAGUUACCUAAAUGUGGAUUUAUUUCUCUCCUUCUGCAUCUUCACCAUGCUGAGCGAGAACCACAUCAAGAGCAUCCACCUGAGGUGCGAAGCGGCUCCGAAGACCUUCACCUACCUGUAUAGGAGUGACAGCCUGAAGAAAAUUAUAGAAGAAUCUGAACUGACGCGAAAAUAUAUUAUAAAAUCUUUGACGUACGUUUUUAUUGCUUCCCAAAAAGGGGAGUACACGGAGAGGAUGCAAACUAGGGUUCGCAUCGUGGAAAAUUUUAACAGCCUAUUUCUUAAUGAGAUCUACGUGGAUCAGUUUACGCAGCUGGUUAUUAAGAACAACAAUUUGUUUGUGCACCUGAUUCACCUGCUGCUGAACGAUGUGAACUUUCUGGUCGAGGAGGUGGUUUCGUACUUGUCCGAGAUUAAGCGGCGCGAGGAUAAGAAGCGGGACGACCAGGAGCGCGCCAUUAGCGGUGGUGUUAGCGGCGGUGCGGGCAGCGGUGCGACUAACGGGGGGAUUGCCGCUUCCGCCGCUACCGCCGCUACCACCGCUAACACCAGCUCGUACGCCAACGCGACGCGCAACAGCAGGGUGUCCACCGGCAGCGCGAGCCACGCGCUGAACCCCUCGGGCGGAAGCGAUUUGGAGGACAGCGCGCCCAACGCAAACGAGUCCUACAACAGCGAAAACAGCGAUAAUGAAGAGGGGGGGGGAGGCAACGUCGGAACGGAUAUAACGAACGAAAGCAUGCGAAAUUUAGCGGCGAGGACCAAAAUGAUCAUCACGUAUUGCUAUAAAUCUUGCAUCUUUUUGAAUCUCCUUUGCAAGAGCUACCCAAACAGUAUCGUCGCGUCCAACACGAUUCUCACCCAGAUAGUCACCUGCUUGAACUGCUACUUCGACUACCUAGUGGGACCGAAAUGCCUAAACAUAAAGGUGAAAAAUAUGGAGCAGUAUAAUUUUAGGCCCCAGUUGUGGCUCACGAGCAUUGUAGAGUCGUACCUCUUUUUACUUAACUCAGAUAAGAAGAAUGAGGAGCUACUCACCAGAGAAAUCGCCAACGAAGGGAGGUACUACAAGCCGGAGGUAUUUAACAAAGCUUAUUAUAUAUGCAAAAGGGAGGGACUCCUACGAAAGGAGGAUUUAAAUAAAUUUAAAAUCUUUUGCCAACAAAUAAUUGACAUGAAAGAUGAAGUGGACCUUUUGGACGACGUGAACGAUAUGCCAGAUAAAUAUUUGGACCCUAUUUUGCAAGACAUUAUGUUAGACCCUGUUUUGCUACCCACAUCUGGUAUCGUGAUCGAUCGGAAGAAUAUUGAGAGGCAUCUGAUGAGCGAACCGAAUGACCCUUUUAAUCGAGCUCCCCUCAGCAAGGAGCAACUGGUACCCAUGCCAGAGCUCAAGGAGGAGAUUCACAAAUUUAUUAACGAAUUGAAGCAGGAGAAGAAGAGGAAGAAGAAAAUGAAGCUUUUGGAGUUGGAUGCCCAGAAUGAGUCCAUGGAGCAAGAGGGGUUUUUGGGCCAUGAGGACGACGCGCAGGGGCCGAAGGGGCAAAGUGAGCAGCCGGUUGAGUCGCCCCCCGGGGGGGCAAAGGAGAACGAGCAGCAGUGA
Molecule: messenger RNA, 3828 nt
Organism: Plasmodium vivax (malaria parasite P. vivax)
Lineage: Eukaryota; Apicomplexa; Aconoidasida; Haemosporida; Plasmodiidae
Product: ubiquitin conjugation factor E4, putative
Exons: 1
Coding region: 1-3828 (1275 amino acids)
Biological process (GO): protein polyubiquitination
Cellular component (GO): ubiquitin ligase complex; cytoplasm; nucleus
Molecular function (GO): ubiquitin-ubiquitin ligase activity
Source: RefSeq, a predicted model, not a curated record